Mercurialis annua (annual mercury) is the source of this 1007-nucleotide messenger RNA. RefSeq lists its product as uncharacterized. Bases 237 to 710 code for a protein of 157 amino acids. The record is from RefSeq and is a predicted model, not a curated record. Gene Ontology annotation, biological process: mitochondrial respiratory chain complex III assembly. The transcript has 2 exons. NCBI's taxonomy places the organism in Eukaryota, Viridiplantae, Streptophyta, Magnoliopsida, Malpighiales, Euphorbiaceae.
AGACUCUCUCUGUAUUUUUUAUUUUCAUCUCAAAAUGAGGCAAUCAAACGUGCCCUUAUUUUUUUGGAGUUUCUCUUUUAAGCAGUGGGCCUUGGAAGCGGCAGCUUUUACGGUUGGGUAGGUUCAGUUCAACAUCAUAUUAUGUGUUGCCGGUGAAUGAAGGGUGUGCUGAAUUUGAUGCUGAAUAUUGGUUUUCAGCAUUUCCGAUUGAAUGGGCCAAACGUUGAACAAAAACUAUGAAUCCCAGGCUGCUGAAAUUCCAAAUUAUACCAUCUCUUGUAAAUCUUUUUAAUCGGAGAGGUGUCGUCUGGAACCAGCGUUUUCUCCACGAAGGUCCAGACACGGUGGAUGAAAUAUUAGAUAGACAUGUGAAGAAGGAGAAAUCACUCGAUAAUGAAGAGGAAGAGUUGUUGAAUGAGCAGAGAUUAGUCAGUACUCGGCGAGAGGCGCUGCAUCUUUAUCGAGAUAUAUUGCGGGCAUCACGAUUCUUCUUGUGGAUUGAUUCACGAGGUGUUUUGUGGCGAGAUGUGUUGAGAGAGAAUGCGAGGAAAGAAUUUGAAAAUGCACGCUAUGAAAAGGAUCCAGGGCUUGUGACUCGGUUGAUUAUCGGCGGUAGAGAUGCUGUGGAAUCGGCUAUUGAGAAACUUGUUGAGAAGCAGAGACAGCUGGUCGAGAAGGAAAAUCACGGCUGUGGCGGAGAUCCCCAUUAAUUUUAUUGGAUAUAUGUAGAUCAGAACACAAUUACCAGUCAAAGAAAAAUGAAAAUGAAGCCUUGCUUGACCUUUAUUAGCUUUUCAAAGUUCUUAUUUACUAAGUUGAAGAUUAUCACUCUUAUGGGAAAUAGGCUUGAGUAUGUGAAGAAAUGUUAAAGCAUAACUAUAGAACUGAGUUUACAGAAUAAGAUUCCAAUGUACUUGAAAAUAAUCAGUCAAACAGUGUUCUAAUGUUGGAAUACGAAGCCAUGAAGUUUUUUUAAAAAUCAAAAUAAAAACCAAUUAUUUGUAUGA